Molecule: messenger RNA, 4785 nt
Organism: Tilletiaria anomala UBC 951
Lineage: Eukaryota; Fungi; Basidiomycota; Exobasidiomycetes; Georgefischeriales; Tilletiariaceae
Exons: 2
Coding region: 328-4476 (1382 amino acids)
Source: RefSeq, a predicted model, not a curated record
CGCAUUGGAUUCAGAGCACUGAUCGAGUACCGUGAUUCUGUGAUGACUAUCCCAGCGUGCCAUGCGCAGCUCAGACCUCCGUUCCAAUCAACCAAGCAGCAUCCAAAUUCCGAUUCUGCAUCCCAUCGCUGUCCAAGGCAAUCUGCAUCUCUCACUUCCCUCCUUUCCCCUGAUGCCGAAUCAGGUUCCCUGUGCUUGUACUUGCUUGCAUCAUCGCUAACUAUUCGCCUGACCAUCCUCACACAACCAUAUUCUCUGAUAUGCUGGUAGCAAUAGUGUAGUCAGUCGCUAAAAGCACGGACAGCUCGCUCGCGGACGGUGGGCGCGAUGUCCCUCCUCGCGGCCGUCGACAUCCCUACCCCGUCGACUACUGCGGCUUCGGAAAAAGCCAGCAGCGUUCCGUUCAGCGGAGACAACGAUUGCGAUUCGGCAAGCCAUCUUACACCUCGCAUCGCAUCGCCUGUUGCAAUUGAAGCCGUCACAGAUGCUGGUCGGGAUGAUAGCCAGCGAGACAGAACCGCUGCAAUGCUCUUGCCUUCGGUCAAGGUCAAGCACCAAGUCGAUCUUGGCAGUGUUUUGAACGAUAUAGCCUCGUCCCCGAACGUCACCCUUGCACCUUUGACAAAGGCGGCCGCCUCUUCUGUCCGCACGCCAGAGCCCAACACAGUGACAUCUUCGAUGUCUGACAGCUUCAGUCGCGAUGCCAGCCUGAGCGAUAUCAGUAGAAGCAGCAGCUACCUCUCUUCCAUGUCGGCGUCGACAACGCCCAGCACGGUGAGUUUGAGUGCAAGCUCAAGCACAACUGCUGCUAGUGUGAUUAGCACGCCGAGUAGCGCCAGCGCCCAUGUCGAUGGGCCGUGCAAAGCGCCUGUGGGAGCAAGAUCAGACCAUAACGUGGUCCAGCGUGCUUCGGCUAUGCUACAGCAAAGAAUCUUUUCGCCAGGGCACGAUGCUGCUGCUGUUCAUGCCGCAGCGAUGGGAGGCCAGGAAAAGGAAGCUUGCAGUCCGAAUGCAUCCCUUUUUUCGCAGCUCGCCGAUGCAGUCGACACCGCAGCUGCGCAGGCGGUGAUGCGACUCUCUUUGUCUCGACCUCUCUCCCCCCGUUCACUGCCUCUAGACGAGCUUCCUGCUAUUACUGCGCUAGCAGAAGAUACGUCCGUGCUGGCCUCGUUGUCCCUAUGCAAGUCUGACGAGGACGGUGGAAGAACAAUCAAGCCGCCUAGUCGACCUCGCCUCAUGCCACAUCCCCGGGCUGACACGACCAGUAGUGACGACAGCGACAGCGUAGUCGAGAAUAGGGAUAAAUACCCUGUCAGAUGUGCAGGGACGCCUCCCUAUCGUCACAUGAUCUCCCCAGCCGUGACGCGCAGCAACUUUAGACACGAGCUCCUGUCACCAGCACGCAUUCUGUCUAAAUCUGCACGGUCAUCAGUUGGAUCGUCCACCACAGCAGCAGCACCAGAAAGCACGCCGGCCAGUCUGCCUCAGAAUCGGCUUCGGCCAAAGCUACUCUCCCCACAGCGUAGCGUGCUGGACCGCCACCGGCAGAGCCCAAGCACAACAAGCUCCCAUGUGCACGGUCUCGACGGAGCCGAAAGCAGCGCGUCCUCCGCGAUGAUGACUGAGAGCACCCACUUUGAGCUCGACGUAGACAGUGCGUUCGGACCGCGCAAGCACUACAUUACGCCAGACCGUGAGCGUCGCCGUCUGAGGAAGCAGCUUCCUGUCAAACCCAUCGCGAAUGCUGUCAGCCGCAGCUGGGCACCAUCACGCUCGCACUCGAGAUCUGGAACGAACGCGAGUGCGCGAGAGAGCAAUAUCAGCGAUGAUAGCAGCAGCAAUAGCAGCGUCGUCUUCCAACGAGAUACUUCCAUGUCCUCCCGGCCCUCCUCGAGCGCGUCGUUCGCCUAUCAGCAACGCCUUAACCCGUGGCCGGCAACCAUGUCGCGCUCAAGCACGUUCCCGCUGCCGUACAUCUCUACUACACCGGGAGAUACGAUUAGCAGCACGCGCCACUCGUUUGAAGACUCAGCCUCUUUUGCUUCUGCACAGAGCAACUAUCUCAGUCUCGCCGCUUUGCCACACGAUCAGUCGAGGCGCCCCUCCACAGUAAGCACAGUCUACGCUUCCGCUACGGAGGGCCGAGACGUGGCCGUCGACACCGUGGCUCACGCAGCCCAGAGUGUAUCUGGCCUCAGUCCUCGCACUAUCACGCACUCGCCCAGUAAUUACUCUUCAAACCAGACGACAUGGUCCUGCGCAGCCACUACGCACGUUAGCCACAGCCACAGUCACAGCUAUCGAGCACGGCCAGGAGAUUUAUCUGCUGUGCUACAAGCACCGGUCUCGGCACCAGUGGCCGCGUCGCAGCUCUCUAAUUGGACCAUCCUCGUCAGACCCUUCAGCGGUACUGCUGCUGGCCAACCGGAUGACUCGGCGCUGAGCAGCAUGAUGCUGCCGCUAUGCCCGAGCGCAGAAGAACAACGCAACUGUCUGGCGGACGAGCUUGGGCUGACGAAGGAGGUUGCACAGAAGACUCGCUUCUUACUCAAGCACGAAGCAUUGUCGUCAUCUGCAGUUGGAGUCAUCGUGACGGCGCCAAGUUGGCCUGUCCUAUUCUCACCCUUCGCAACGUUAACGCCCGGAUCUGCUGCUGCGAUGCCACCACAUGCAUCCCCCCUGCAUGAGUUAGCGCGCAGAACCGGCUUGCCCAUCGCUGCCGUUCUAGAGUAUAUUCUUCCACCCACGCCGCCAGCUGAACAACAGGAGCAUGCGCUGCUGAUAUCGCAUAUACCAAUGUUACCGUCUAAGCCAACGUCCAUGUUACAGCGUCCUGAUUGCAGCACAACGAGCGCGCCGGCUGUUCAAGUCGCGCCUGACGCUGUGCAGUGUGCCAAUUCGUCCGUCGCAGCGCGUGUAGCCGCGCAGACGAUCGAUGAUGCACAGCGUCUGCUCAAGAAUGCGGACAUCUUCCGUUGGGUCGAAGACGCAAGUCACGCAAACAGUCCUGUUGGCCAUGACACGUCGACAGACACUUGCGGCGAUGAGCACGAUAGCACGUACAGCAUCCGACAUGGUUUUGGCCUCGCUUCGCAGCAAGAGCAUGCGUGGCACGAUUCGGAAGAGCGUCGACGCAAGUAUGAUGACACGACAUCACCCAGGAGUGUUAGUGACAGUGAAGGCGAUGAUGGUGAUGAUGAUGGUUAUCAUCAUCGCCUUCAGACGGGCGCAUCCGCAGCACAUCUCAGCGGUCUAGGCAUCCACGAAGCGGGCGACUCCAAGUCAUCAUGCUGUGAUAUCGAAGAUGCUCAGAUUCUGCACGGACAGAAGCGCCUCGUAGCACGCAAACCCGUUCCUUCGCUUACGAUUGAUGUUCAAGCUACGCGUCACGUAGGACUGCCUGCUCUUCUGGCAGAAAAUGUCUCGCCUUUCCCUAACAAAGCGCCGCUCCCUAGCCGACCCGCAAGCACACUGGUGGUCCGUCCAUCCAUACUAGACAGCGAUCGGCAUCUCAUGCGGCGAAGAGCCGUCAGCGCAUUGCCGCCCUUGCGUCCCAGUGUCGACGUCGGAACACUGUUAAGCGGACAUCAAACAGACGGUGCUGGCCUGCUAGGCACUAGUAACGAGCACAAGUGGAACGAAGCUUGGGAAACCGCUCUCGAGCACGUCUACGACGAGCUCAUCGCCCAAUUCCGCACCCUUGGUCAUGUGCCAACGAAAGCGGUGCCACCGGACAAUGAACCCGAUGCGCUUGGCAUGCCUGGCUUGUUCUAUGAUAACUGGGCAGACGAGCAGGAUGUCGAAAUAGAUGGUUCGCUCGGCGUGCCUGUUUCAACGCUCAACUCCCGUCGACCGUCCGCCUUGAAAGGGUUGGUCUUGCCAAGUAGCCCCGGUGCCUACUCAAGAUGUCGCAAAACAGGCGAGGAGCUUUCUUCGUCAUCCACCAUCCUGUUGAGGUCACCGCCGCUAGAGCGAUCCUGCAGUCUCGCCACACUGGUCUCGCCCAAAGCAUAUCACCAUGCCGGUCUAGACCAGCAGAGACAGUGCUCAGGCGAAUCAGGAGAGGUGCAGUCAUCACCUGCCGACUUCUCCCCUCCGAUGCGCCGAUGCAGUUCAGACCUUCUCGGUCAAACCCCUUGGUCCUUCGCUGAUGCUUUGCCAGGUGCAUCACAUCUCGACCUUCGCACAUACUUAGAAGGCCGUCUGAAAAGCGUUCAAAAAGCAGAUCAUUCAUCUUGCAGUAACGAAGUUGGCGGCACGGGCCUCGGAAUCACAACUUUGCAUAGCUUGAUGAUCUCCAAACUGCAAAGGCCAAGGACAGCAACAUGGAGCUUCCCCUCGAAUACCGAGCCCAGACGCGGGAGCGCAAAACUCACUCUUUUUCCUCCAACCUCUACCGCCUCAAUCCUACAUAGCCUACCAUCCUUUCGAUAUCCAACAAAUCUACGUACAGCCGUCGCAAGUCCACCACUUUAGCAUCGUUUGGCAAGCACGCGCUCCCAUCACCUUCAUUCAAACUCAUCACAUUUCCCCUCUCUGGAGCCGCUUGAGCAACACUUGACUGCUUACCAGUUUCGUCCACUGUCCUUUCUUGGCCAUCGGCCUUUCGUAUGAGAACACUCAAGUCCUCAAUCACAAUCAGCAGGUAUCAGCAUUUCCACAUUCACAAGCAUGACCACGGUCCUGAUAUCUCGCUAUUGCCAUAUUCUUCGAUUCCCGUUCAUUCUUCUUGACUGUCGCUGUCAAUUUAAGCAACCACCAAAUACAUUACCAUUGAAUGCCAUG